AUGGAUCCCAGCAAAUUGGAGAAGUCGACACCUUCGAACGACGACAACGCGUAUGACAUUCUUACCCGUUAUCCAACAGAGCAGCAGCAUCCCACCGAGGAAGAUUUUGUGCAGCCAACGGGCUGCGGCAAGAAUGCUGCGCUGCAGCACACGGUCAGCAACGCUCUAAGCAGAACGUACUCUCGGAUCACCAACCGAGAUAUCAUCGAUCCGGGUCCGGCACCUGAUGGUGGCGUCAAAGGAUGGACCCAAGUCGCCAUGGCGUGGCUCGUCUGUAUCACGACCUGGGGCUAUGUGAACUCGUUUGGAGUCUUCAGUUUACUGACAUCUGCUACCGACACGUACUAUAGAGAGACCCUGGGCGAAACAGCGUCGACUAUCUCUUGGGUAGGCUCUGUCCAGCUAUGGAUAAUAUUCGUUGUCAGCGUCUUCUCUGGCCGUGCUCUUGACGCUGGACUAUUUCUGCCGACCCUUUUUGUUGGCUCGGUGAUCCAAGUGAUCGGAAUCUUCACCAACAGCCUGUGCACGGAGUUCUGGCAGCUUGUACUUGCCCAGGGUCUAUGUACUGGACUAGGGAGCGGUAUCAUAUUCUGCCCUGCAAUGGGCAUAGUCACGACUUAUUUCGAGAAGAAACGUGGACUUGCUGUUGCCAUUGUUAGUACUGGGAACAGCGUCGGUGGUGCUGUCUACCCCUUAGUUGUUCGAAGUUUGCUGCCCCAGAUCGGCUUCGCGUGGACUGUGCGUGUGCUCGGUUUCAUCAAUGUGGCCUGUCUCGCUUGUGCCCUGGCAUUCAUGCGUCCACGACUUCCGCCGCGCAAAGCAGGUCCGCUCAUUGAGUGGCAGGCUUUCCGCGAAGUGCCUUACACCUGCAUGGUCUGCGGUAUGUCUCUGGUGUUUGGCGGACUGUUCUUCACCUAUUACUACCUCGGUUCUUAUGGGCGGGAUGUCAUAGGUAUGUCGUAUGAGGAAUCUACAAACCUGGUCGCAAUCUUCAACGGGGUCGGCAUUCCUGUGCGUUUACUUACAGGGUGGGUGGUUGACAAGUACGUUGGACCCCUCAACGGCAUGGUACCACUCCUAUUCUUCAAUGGAAUCUUCGCCUUUGCUUGGAUCGCCGUCAAGUCACGCACCGGUCUCUAUAUCUUUGCCUCAUUGAAUGGCCUCUCGGCGGGCGCCUUUCAGUGCCUGUUCCCCACGACACUCACGAGCUUGAACAAGGACCUCUCCAAGAAUGGUGUGAGAUUGGGGAUGGCAUUUAGCAUCUUCAGCUUUAGUGGCCUGACUGGUCCACCGAUUGGAGGAGCUUUAAUACAAACGAAUGGUGGCGGGAAAGAAGGGUAUAUGUCAGCACAGCUUGGAGUUGGGUUGGCGACCAUGUUGGGCACGAGCUUGAUGGUUGCUGCUAGAGUCUACAAGGCGGGCUGGAGGUGGGAUAUAAAGUGCUGA
Molecule: messenger RNA, 1446 nt
Organism: Cyphellophora europaea CBS 101466
Lineage: Eukaryota; Fungi; Ascomycota; Eurotiomycetes; Chaetothyriales; Cyphellophoraceae
Exons: 3
Coding region: 1-1446 (481 amino acids)
Biological process (GO): transmembrane transport
Cellular component (GO): fungal-type vacuole membrane
Molecular function (GO): transmembrane transporter activity
Source: RefSeq, a predicted model, not a curated record